AUGUACAAGGGUGGUUUAGAUUUUCGCAUUGGCCGAUUGAAUUUUCAGAAUUUCAUCAGGAGUAGAAUGCUAGAAGAUUCUGUUGUGAGGACAUUAGCAGUCGAGCUGUUGAUUCUAUUGUACUUGAUUUCCAUAUCGUCAGCUGAAAAUGGAUUCCCUCGAUGUAACUGUGAUGAGGAGGGAUUUUGGAGCGUCGAUAGCAUUCUCGAAUGCCAAAAACUAAUGCUUGCUCUCACUAUUUUCAAAUUCCUCACUGCUCUUGUUUCAUUCGCCACUGCUAUUACUCUCAUCACCCUCAUUCCUUUGCUGCUCAAAGUCAAAGUGAGGGAAUUUAUGUUGAAGAAAAAGACUUGGGAUCUUGGUCGAGAGGUUGGAAUUAUAAAGAAGCAGAAAGAAGCUGGCUGGCAUGUUCGGAUGCUGACUCAAGAAAUCCGCAAAUCACUUGAUCGGCAUACAAUAUUGUAUACAACUUUGGUUGAACUAUCACAGACAUUGGAUUUACAUAAUUGUGCUGUCUGGAUGCCCAAUGAGGAUAAAAUCGAAAUGAAACUGACUCAUGAAUUGAAAGAAAGGAACUUCUCAACUUUUUAUAGGACACCUAUCCCAAUCAACGACCCUGAUGUACAAGAGAUAAAGAAGAGUGAUGGAGUCAAGAUACUUGACCCCAAGUCAGCCCUUGCUGUUGCAAGCAGUGGUGGAACUGCUGAACCAGGAGCUGUGGCUGCAAUUAGGAUGCCAAUGCUUAGGGUUUGUAAUUUCAAAGGUGGGACUCCUGAAAUUGUUCGGGCAUGUUACACCAUUCUUGUUUUGGUUCUUCCUGAUGGACAGGGUAGAUCUUGGAGUAACCAGGAACUUGAGAUAGUAAAGGUAGUUGCUGAUCAGGUAGCUGUGGCUCUUUCUCAUGCUGCUGUUCUUGAAGAAUCUCAGCUUAUGAGAGAGAAAUUAGUCGAACAAAAUCGAGCACUGCAACAAGCAAAACAGGAUGCAUUGAUGGCGAGUCAAGCACGGAGUUCAUUUCAGAUGGUAAUGAGCAACGGAUUGAGAAAGCCAAUGCACUCCAUUCUAGGUCUGUUAUCCAUUCUGCAGGACGAGGAGAAUUUAAGUGAUGAGCAGCUGCUUCUAGUCGAUGCUAUUGUUAAGACGAGCAAUGUCGUGUCAACCCUAAUAAAUGAUGUAAUGGAUUCUUCGACAAAGGAUAACCAAAGGUUCCCUUUGGAGAUGAGUUCUUUUCAGCUACAUCGUAUGGUAAAACAAGCUGCUUGCCUUGCUAAGUGCCUUUGCGUUUACAGGGGUUAUAAUUUUGUCAUUGAGGUUGAUAAAUCUUUGCCUAACCAUGUCGAGGGUGAUGAGAGAAGAGUAUUUCAGGUUAUUUUGCAUAUGGUUGGAAAUCUAUUGAAUGGAAGCAAAGAAGGGGGCUGUCUUACAUUACGAGUGUAUUUAGCCAGUCAAAGUCAGGGAUGGAAUGAUCAAAGAUGGGGUCACUGGGGAUCAAACUCGUCCAAUGGAUAUGCUUUUAUCAAGCUUGAAGUUGGUAUUUGCCAUACUGGUUCUCCUGCUGAGAGUUUGCUUCCUGCAAAUCUGUAUGGUAGUCAGAGGUACUCUGGUGGAAUUGGGGAAGGCUUGAGCUUCAGCAUGUGCAGAAAACUGGUUCAGUUAAUGCAAGGAGACAUCUGGGUGAUACCAAAUCCAGAGGGUUUUGAUCAAAGCAUGGCACUUGUUCUGAGGUUUCAAAUUCGAUCAUCCAUUGUAACUGGCAUUUCAGAACAUGGGGGAUCUUCAGAUCAUGCACAUUCAAACUCUCUUUUAAGUGGCCUCAAAGUUAUGUUAGCUGAUGGUGAUGACAUGAACCGAGCUGUGACGCGCAAGUUGCUUGAGAAGCUAGGAUGCAUCGUCUCUGCCGUGUCAUCUGGAUAUGGAUGCCUCAGCGCUCUUGGACCUGCAGUAACUAAAUAUCAAAUUGUUCUUUUGGAUCUUCAAAUGCCUGAUUUGGAUGGCUUUGAAGUAACCAUGAAAAUUCGGAAGUUUCGAAGCCACAGCUGGCCAUUGAUCAUUGCCUUAACUGCAAGUGAUGAUGAAGAUACGAGAGAAAGGUGCAUACAAAUAGGAAUGAAUGGCAUUAUUCAAAAACCAGGUUCCUUACGGGGGAUUGCUGGUGAGAUUAAAAGAGUCCUUCUGCAGGCAAAUAAAAUUUUGUCAUGA
Fraxinus pennsylvanica is the source of this 2199-nucleotide messenger RNA. The record is from the annotation of a GenBank genome assembly. Lineage: Eukaryota; Viridiplantae; Streptophyta; Magnoliopsida; Lamiales; Oleaceae.